Ambispora leptoticha is the source of this 160-nucleotide messenger RNA. NCBI's taxonomy places the organism in Eukaryota, Fungi, Glomeromycota, Glomeromycetes, Archaeosporales, Ambisporaceae. The record is from the annotation of a GenBank genome assembly.
UGGUAAUGGUACUGUCAAAAGUAAUAAUAUACUGAAUAAAGUUGAUGCAAAUGGUAGUAUUGCUGCUAGAAGUAAUAAUAUACUGAAUAAAGCUGGUGUAAGUACUAGUAAUGCUGCUAGAAAUAAUAAUAUACUGAAUAAAAGAACUGAAGAAGAUACU